Molecule: messenger RNA, 1101 nt
Organism: Penicillium nucicola
Lineage: Eukaryota; Fungi; Ascomycota; Eurotiomycetes; Eurotiales; Aspergillaceae
Product: DUF1295 domain protein
Exons: 3
Coding region: 1-1101 (366 amino acids)
Cellular component (GO): membrane
Source: RefSeq, a predicted model, not a curated record
AUGUUACAUAAUCUUGACAUCAACCUGGGAAAAGAAACAGAGAAUGUCGCAAAGAUGACCUUUUUAAUUCCUCCAUCAAUGUUGGAUACUCAAGCUUCAAAUGGCCUUUCAUCGCCCUCCCUCCGGAGUGUACGUCCAAACAUGACGAUGUCACCAGGUGAUGUCGGAAUAUUAAAAUCAACGAUCCUCCCAUCCUUCGGUCUUUACUCAAGCCUCUCACUGGCAACAUACAUCGCAGCCGAGGCAACCGACAGAGUCGAGCUGAAAGACUGGCUAUGGCCCUCAGCCCAGGUCGUCAAUGCCUGGUGGAGCGCCAUCGGACAACCGAUGUACGACCAAGGGAUUUCAUUCACCGAAAGCUGGGAUGUUCUUCCAUGGACCGAGAAGGUGAUAUUAAGCUGUGUUACUAUCUGGGGCACUAGGCUCUUCAGUCGCAUCGCAUUGCGGUCUCUUUCGCGUGGCAAAGAUGAUGCUCGAUACGACGCCGCCAAGAAAGAGCCUGGAUUUUGGAGAAUGGCUUUCUUGAAGAUCUUCUUGCCCGAAGCCAUUGUGUUAAGCGUUAUAUCGCUCCCGUUCACCGCGCCAUUCCGUAUGAGUGCGAGCACGGUAUUGCUGGAUGAAAAUACCACGAGCCUCGUUCGUGGGCUGGGCGUUGGGCUCUUUGGUGCAGGGUUUGCCAUGGAGGCUAUGGCUGACAUUCAGCUUGCUCUGCAUUGCAAGGAACGGAGUGACUUAUGUCGGCAUGGAGUUUGGAGUAUUGUGCGACAUCCAAAUUAUUUGGGAGACACAUUGGUUCAUUUCUCCUAUGCUCUAUUGAACUUGGCUGGUAAUUUCAACCCGUUUGUUUUGCUGGGACCGCUCUCAAACUACGUGUUUCUGCGCUUUGUCGGAGGUGACAAGCAGACGGAGGCCAGCCAAGAGGAGAGGUACAAGGCUCAUGAUGUUCACAAGUAUGAACAGCUCCGGCUGUGGCAGAAGCAGAACAACAGCUUCUGGCCUUCUCUCAAAGAUCUAAAGAAUCCGUGGGCACUCGCUGUUGCGGGCUGUGGCUUCAUUGCUGUAGUGCUGGAGGAAGGACUGAGAGUUAACAGCGUAGUAUGA